UAAGUAGUAUCAAGGCAAACCACAGAAACCCGAAACAAACACGAUGUGUUGCAAACACAAGGGUGCCCCUACGGUCUGAUUGACAUCUCUCGGAUUUGCAAGGACGCACUCAACCAUAGCCUGGACUCAUGGAAUAAUGUAACACAGUCUUCUUUCCUUAGUCUGUGUCAUUGUGGCAGUCUGAGGAUAUUAGUGCUGCUUGCACUACCACCACCACCAUCACCACAAUAACCUUUCACCCAGUGACCUCACCGUCUCUGCCACGCACAAACCUCUCUGCCCGUCAUGGACGACUUGGCAUCUCCCUCCUCCGUCCUCCCGGGGCCUUCUCACGUGCCAUGCUGGACGCCCCCGGAGCGGCAGGUUCGCAAGACGGGGACACAUGACAUCUUCCAGGGCGUGAACCUCCAUCAGCUGAGGAGGCUGUUCCAGGUGGCCGGGGAGCAGGACGCUGACCAGAAGGCCAAGCUGGUGUGGGGCGGAGGAGGAGGCGGCGAUGGGGACGGGGAGGAGGUGGAGAUCGGGCUGGCGCAGGCGCUGGUGGGGCUGAGGGUUCGAGCCCGCAACAAGAACGGCAUCAGGGCCGAGAGCCUCAGAGACAGGAGGGCUCGCAACCCUGCACUACACCGGUUUGGUGACUCGGCAUCCCGACACUCCGCGGAUGAGCCGGAUGCCGACUCCGAGGCGGCGACUGGAUGUGACGCAACAGAACUGGACCCGGAAGGAAGCAGCUCGGGAGCCGAGAGACUGGCGGCGGUUGCACGGAGCGACAAGGAAAUGGUGGACGUGUCCUGCGACAGAGGUGGCGCUCGAGAGAGGGAUCCAGACCGCCAUCUGCACAGAAUCCUACAUUGAGUUGUGCUGCUUGGACUGCCUGGAGAAAAAAAAGCAUGCUGGAAAAAUAACUGUGGAGACUGGACUGGAGUUUUUCUUUUUUAGUCCAACAUCUCAACAUGGCAUCUGUUCUCGUGUGGAUGGCACUACUGAUAUGUAUACAUGGGUUCUACAUUUUUGUUAUAACCUGACUGCGUGAAACCAGCUGCGCACAACUCAACCUCUGAUUGUUGGAAACCGCUGUCGGUCAGAAGAGUAGCUCAGGUGGUUGGCUGCCAGUGUCUUGCCCCUCCUCACAACAUCGUGUUUAUAAACACGAUGAAACCCAUGUAUAGGCAGUGGUGGGAAAAACAUAUUCAAUUCAACCAGGUGAUUGGCUGGUUGAAUGAUCCCCUGCUUGAAUCGGGGUUCAGAAAGUUCCAGAAAGUUCAAAACCUGGUCACUUUUUUAUAUAUAUACUAACACAGAAGUGACUUUACUGGACAGCUGAUCUCACUUGCCUUGGGAGUGCUCAUUGAGAUCAGCUGAUGCAGAGGGGGUUGAAUCGAAUUAGUGGCUUGGUGUGCAUUCCAAUAUGCGACCUUGCGUCCUCCACUUGUGCUUGUGGCCUCGUACCAGGAAGUAAUACGUCGUGAUGACAUCACUGACAACAGCAUUAUAUUUCAAUAUCGCACAAAAGUUCAAUUGUAAAGUCAUUUUCUCAUUUGCAAACUGGAUGGUGAAUGAAGAGUAGUUCCCCAAAAAAUGUUGUGGCUAAGCUGACAGAGGGGCUUCAGCAAAACGUGAGGCCACAAGCACAAGUGGAGGACGCAAGGUUGCAUAUUGGAAUGCACGGAUGGUCUUUACUUUUCUGGAGCUAGGAUUGAUACCUCUGCUGUUGCGACAGAAAAAAAGGGGGUGAAGUAGCACCAGUGAGAGACUGUAGUGCUGAACCUUGAGGACUCUUGAAGAGGAAUAGACCAUAAUGUAUGUUUACGCUACUGUUCACACUUAAAUACACUACAUAGGUUCAUUCCUCACCACAUAAUGCAUAGCUGUGGACUAGCGUGGCAUUAUGUUGACUGAAGUCGAUCAGGAGGGAAUCUUCCAGGAGGCAAGUAGUAGUAUAGCAGUUACACCAAGUUACGUUCACCCCGGAGCACGUGGCGAACCUCCAAAUUCUAGAAGGGUCAUCUAGCUUUCAGCUGCGUUCACACAGGUCUACUCAAUACUCGCUGAGCGACAUUAGUCAAUAUGUGCAUUUAGAGCUCUAUUCCAGCGUUGCAAAGCUUGAGGCUGCCAAUUGAGUAACCUAUAAGUGAUGCGAGUUUAGAGUUUAACAAAUUUGGACUUUUUUGCAAGUAGCAACGCAUGUGGACGUAGUUUUACCCUAUUAGAAAGCACACACGACUCUUUAUUACUAGAAGUUUACCAUGGACUUUGGAGUUGCGUACCUUGAAUAGCUAGUAAAACCGUGCACUCGGAAUGAUCCACCUAUUUAAACUUGAAUCACACACACGUUAUGUCCUUAUGAUUUUGUUAUUAUGGCUUUCUGAAACAAGUGCUAGGGUGUUGGUGUAGUGUUCUUAAAAGGUGCACUGUGUAAGAUUGUGGCUAGAGUAGGUAAUGCAACUGUGCUGCCUAUUGGCAAAUUUGAUCUUUUCAUGAAUAUUUACAAAGUGAUAUUUCCUAUUAUGACCAAAGUACAAUACGUUUUCCAGCUAAAAAUGUCCUUUUUCUGGAAAUUCCACAUCUUUCUGUAGUCAUAAUGAAUACUUAAAUUUUGAUGGUGGUAGAAGUAUUCAUGGAAAAGGCAACAUUUGUGAAUGGGCAGCAUGAAUUAUGGAAAUAAACUACUAAAAUAUUACACAGUGCACCUUUAAUGAAAAACAAAAGCUGUAUGAAGAGCCGUCGUUCUCUUAUGACUACAUGAAUGUGCAAACGUCCAGAGGACCACAUUAUCAACACUAAUGUAAUGUUGUUUUUUUUUGUAGUUGUUACCGUUCAGCAAUACACAAUGCAUGUAUGAAUAAACAUGAUUUGGGGUGCUGAAAGACACCUGUUGAAAGUGAUCCAUUAAAAACAUGAAGUUACAAAAUAAAGGAGCCAAUGAUGAUCAA
This is a messenger RNA of Engraulis encrasicolus (European anchovy), 2933 nucleotides long. RefSeq names its product arginine vasopressin induced 1 (gene avpi1). Gene Ontology annotation, biological process: positive regulation of MAPK cascade. Bases 286 to 855 code for a protein of 189 amino acids. The record is from RefSeq and is a predicted model, not a curated record. The transcript is spliced from 4 exons. NCBI's taxonomy places the organism in Eukaryota, Metazoa, Chordata, Actinopteri, Clupeiformes, Engraulidae.